Molecule: messenger RNA, 5031 nt
Organism: Caenorhabditis auriculariae
Lineage: Eukaryota; Metazoa; Nematoda; Chromadorea; Rhabditida; Rhabditidae
Source: the annotation of a GenBank genome assembly
AUGGAUGUUGAAAAAGUGUUGCCAACAGUGCUAGGAAUCGAUUUCGGAACGACAAAUACCGUCGGCGCUUUCCAAAAAGUGAGGGGAACGAAAAAUCACGAAGUUAUCGUGAGACAUAAUGACACGAUCACUACGGACGGUUAGUUUCAAGAUUUUUUCGUGGAUUUUCCUCAUUUUAAGACCACAAAGACUCGCGAUUGCUUCCCUCGCAAGCUUAUAUCUUGGAAGACGGCGAGACCCGAGUUGGGACUCACGCCAAAGAGCAAUGUGCUCGUUCCUCCCUUCCCACAACCUCCACUUUUCAUCCGGAAAACCGAGUUUACGGUAGGUUAUUACAUAGGCGGGAAAGUUCCUUUGAGGACCCUUAAAAGGAGCUGAAAAGGGUCCUAAAAUGGAAAAAAAAAGGAAAAAAAAAAUCUUCAUCUCAAAAAUCUCCCUAGGGCGGACUUCUGCGUUCUAUGGGUAGUUAUUUGAAAAUAAACUUUCUUCGGUUUCUUCUUAAUUAUAGCCUUUUUUUAUCUCCCUGGGACAUUUUCAGUUGAUAUCUAGCUACUUUUUAGAAAAGAACGUGAAAAAAAAAUCGUCAUCUCAAAAAUCUCUCUAGGACGGACUUGUGCGCUCUAUGGAUAAUUAUUUUUAAAAAAAAUAUUUUUCUUCAGGGUUUUUUUCUUUUUUUAUUCAAGAUUGUUGAUCUACUUCCAUCCAAAACCCCUUUUGAAUAUAUGAGUAUAGGACAAAAGCGCCGAUUCAAGAGCGCCGUUCAAAUUUAGCGCCAGUCCGCAAUGCGCCGUCGCGUGUAUGCGCCGUGUAUGCAGACGCCGCUUUCUUUUGCGCCGAGUCCGUUUGCGCCGAAUCGUUUUGCGCUGUUAUUUCAAACUUCUAUUUUUUUCGCUCUUUUUUUAUAUUAAUUUUUUUAAUAAUUGUUUACUACACAUUCAUAUACGACUCGAAUGAUUUUUCGCGCCAUCCGUUAAUGAUGAGUUUUAGGUCUACUUUGGUCCAGGUAAAAUAUUUUUUCCCCUUUUUUCUUUUCAAAGUAAAAAUAAAAAAGCAAAUAUGCUUUUCUGAUUUCGAAAAAUACAGAAAACGAAAGGAAAAGAGAAUGGAUAAAAAAAAAUUAUUGCUUUAAACGACAUACUGAGUGAUUUUUUUUGUGGUUGCAAAUUUUCUGCGUUAGGUAAGGCAAAGUUUCAAUUCUAGCAGACGUGAAACAGCAGAAAAUCGUUUUUCGUAACGUUAAACUCAUUUUCUUGAAACAAUAGUUCGAGUUUUUUCGAAAAUGCGGCAGAAAAGUCCAUAUUAACAGAUGGCGCGAAAAUCAUUCGAGUCGUAUAUGAAUGUGUAGUAAACAAUUAUAAAAAAUUAAUAUAAAAGAGCGAAAAAAUAGAAGUUUGAAAUAACAGCGCAAAACGAUUCGGCGCAAACGGACUCGGCGCAAAAGAAAGCGGCGUCUGCAUACACGGCGCAUACACGCGACGGCGCAUUGCGGACUGGCGCUCAAUUUGAACGGCGCACUUGGAAUCGGCGCUUUUGUCCUACACUCGAAUAUAUUCAGGAUUGAAAAGUUUCCUAGAUUUUCGUGCUCUGAAAUAUUUCUCGUUUUCUGAAUUUCUUUUUUCCCAGAUUUUUUUUUCGAUACACGGGGUCAGUCUCCGCGCAUGCGCCUUUAAAAUAACGGAAUUAUCAAGGAUAAUUUAAAGGCGCAUGUGCGGAGACAGGUCGCGUGUAUUGAAGGGGAAGACUUUGUAGAUUUGAGGAAAAAUGCUUGAUUCGUGAUUUUUUUUCUUCUUCCAAGCCACAAAAUCUUCUUUUCGAUACACACGGUCAGUCUCUGCGCGUGCGCCAUUUUUGGAAAAAUUAAAGGUGCAUGCACAAAGACAGCCACAUGUAUUAAAAAGAGAGGCUCUCUAGCUCUGUAACAAAAAAAAUCGCGCUUUACCGGAGCGAUUUGGAAAGAAUUACAGAACGGCUAGCUUGAGCCAUCGAAAAAAAGGGUCCUGGCACGAUAAAAUAAGAGAGAGUGUCUGGUUGAUGGAGAGCGCAGACAGGCCAUAACAUUCCCAUUUUUAAGCCAACAAACGGAUGCUGGGCCGUCGUUUGGAAAGCGUGAUACCAUUCGCAUCCAAAGUGGAGUACAAUAUCGUCGAAAAACCGGACGAACCCUGCAAACUACCGUACAUUCUGGCUACUGUAAACGACCCGUCCAAAUCUUAUAUCUCUCCUGUUCACAUUGCGGCGAAAAUCAUCAAGAAAGUGGUCGCCGCCACGAAUAUUGCCCUUGCCGACAACAUUACGGUAGGUUUUGAUAAGUAUUUUUCAGAAAAAAUGGGGCUAAAAGGGGCUUUCUUCUUGAAUUUUGCAAAAAAUCUGCGCUUUCUUUUUUUUUGGCAAGAUAGUUGGAAUCAUAGAAAAAAAAAAAAGAAGGAAUGUUUUUUUUUUCGAAAAAUGUGAAAUUAGCGCCUCUAUUCGGGCUUAGAAGUGAAGAAAAUAGAACGUCAUCUUUCGAAUCUACUAAACUAGAGAGCACUGGCAAACAAGAGAGCGUUAGAGAAAAAAGCUAUCGACCUCUCAUUUUUGAACGCUCUCUAACCUUGGAAGACUUCAAGUCCGGAUUUUUCUGCGCCCUCCUCCUCUCUCGGCGACCCUCUCAAGUUGACGCGCUAUUUUCUCUUACCUCGCCAGAAAACAGAGAGACGCAGACACGCAGACAAUGAUAAAAAGGAAUUUAUGAGUGGAAGAUGUUAAAUAAACGCCUAAAAAAACAAAAAAAAAACGGAAAUUUUUCCUUAUUCCGGUCAGAAAGUCUGUAGAAACGUUCUGAAAAGAUGAGAGAGUUUAGAGAAAAAGAAACGCCCGCCCUCUCAUCUUAUAACGCUCUCUAACUCUCAGAGAUUAUAAUGACACCAAAACCAACCUCAGAACGAGAAAGUGCAGUACGCGGUGAUCACGACGCCGGCCUACUUUUCCGGAGCCCAGCGGCGAUCGACCAGGUUCGCCGGCGAACUGGCCGGUCUCAAAGUGCUGGCGAUCCUGGACGAGCCGACGGCCGCCGCCAUCGGUUACUCGUUUUUCUGUCCCCAGACCAAAGGACCGCAGACGAUCCUCGUCCACGACAUGGGCGGUGGCACAUUCGAUGUUUCGGUUGGUUUUAUUGAAAGGCAUAGGGGUAGUAAAAAACGGGGUUUCAGGUGAAAUUAGUAACUUGUAGAGGUUUUUCAUUGCGAUUUGAACGGUUUACUUAAAAAAAGUAAUAUGAGAACUAUUAAAGAAAAACGUGAUUUAACUUUCCCGCCUUUCAAUUUUCAAAUCUGCUUGGGAUCGGUGUACAAAAUGUUUCUUACACGCGCACGCAAAGUUGCGGACGCGUCGGUAGACUCGAAAUUUGUAAGAAAUAACCGGGUAUCUGCUUCAAAUAAUAGUUUUUUUCUUUUUCAAAAAAACCCCUCAGACAAACAAAAAAACACACGGAUAAUAAAAAGAAACGCAAAAUAUCGGUUUCCCAAUCGAAACUUGUGUAAAAUCAUCAUUUUUCACCAAAGAAGCAUUUAACGAUUAAUUUUUGCAAUUAUUUUAUAAAUAGAAAGUUUUCAUAACAAAAAAAACAUUGAUGGAAACAGAAAAAAUUGAAAUUUGAAAGAAACGAAGAAAAAAGCGAAAAUACUCGAAUGCUGAGCAGGGUAACCCAGCCGUGCUAACACGGGGUCUCAGCGGGUACCCCCGUAUUAAACCCGUAUAAGCCCAGCUGAUAGAACUUUUGGCACUUUUUAGCCCAACUGAGACCCCGCUUUAGCCCAGCUGGGUUACCUAUUUUUCUUACACCUGUUGUUUCCCCGUCCAACUGAGACUAAAAUAACCUCAGAAACACGGGUUCAAUACGGGUACACCCGUUGAGACACCUGCUCAGCAUGCGAGUUUACUGCAAAGCGCUCUUUUGGCGCGAAAAACUUGUUUUCAAAGAAUUUUUUCUCCGAAAAUAGAGAAUUCUGUACAUUUUCAAGUAUACUGUUUGACAGGCAAGGAAAAGAAUCAAAAAAUGACAAAAUUGUCUCAAACCUCGUUGUUUUUUUUUGUGUAUAUCUUGCUCGGAGCCGCUUUAAUAAUAAAUCCACAUCCUAUAAGAGUUGAUUGAUUACUUUUAGAGGUCGAAAAUGGUAUAGUUUCUCAGAAAGUCUCAAGAAAUAACCCAGUUCUUCAGAUUGUCGAGCUGAAAGACGGCGAGGUCCGAGUGCUGGCGAUCGCCGGCGAGAACUACCUGGGCGGGGAAGACUUCGUCGAGGCAAUGAUGAUCUACCUGGUCAGCGAAUGGAGACACCUUCCCCCCUUCAAAAGCAUCAAGGAGAUUUAUUACCAGAAAAACGUGCUCUCGUUGCUCCCCCGCAACACCCGCGUAAUCCUGCGCAACAAGUGCGAGUUUUGGAAACGCGAGGCGGUCAACCACAUUUGCCACUCGAAGACGGGCAGGCCCCCAAAAGCCGUUCUCGAGAAGUUUCCGAAUUACGGAGUGGAACUGAACCGAGAAGUGAUGCGCAAAAUCUGCACCCAGACGAACAUCGUCAACACGAAGAAGUUCGUCGACGAGGCCCUCAGGAAGGCCGGAAAAACUGCGGAGGACAUCGACAAGGUCCUCCUCGUCGGAGGGUCCUACAUGCUCGAGAAAAUGAAGAAUUGCCUCGAAAUGGAGAGUUCCAUUUUCUAUGCAGGUACGGGAUCAUUUUCAGCGAGAAAGGUUUUUAAUUGACACCCUGAAACCUUCGUUCUUGAAAAACUAGAAGUUUUAAAAAUUGACUUUUUAGGUAUAUUUGCAUUAAAGGCAUGGGGGCAGUAAAAAAUGGGGUUUCAGGGGAAAGCAGUAUCUUAUAUAGUUUUUCUUUGCGAAUUGAAUGGUGUACUCAAAAAAAUUACAGGCGUGACAACUUUAAGAGAAAAACGCGAUUUUACUUUCCCGCCUUUAAUUUUGAAAAAUGCUCUAUAUCGGGAUACAGACAACUGUUUACAGUAGCCGUGCACGCGAUGUUGCGGACGUCUCAUUAG